Messenger RNA from Amphiprion ocellaris (clown anemonefish), 1467 nucleotides. RefSeq names its product 3-mercaptopyruvate sulfurtransferase-like. Gene Ontology annotation, cellular component: mitochondrion. Bases 113 to 991 code for a protein of 292 amino acids. The transcript has 2 exons. The record is from RefSeq and is a predicted model, not a curated record. Gene Ontology annotation, molecular function: thiosulfate-cyanide sulfurtransferase activity. NCBI's taxonomy places the organism in Eukaryota, Metazoa, Chordata, Actinopteri, Pomacentridae. Gene Ontology annotation, biological process: transsulfuration.
CUCUCCACCGUGCGCUCGCUUUAUCUGCCGCUGUUAACCUUUGGCACAGGAUCAGAUCCAUACAGUAAAACUACAGUAAACUUUGCAGCCUCUUUACCUCUCAGGACUUCGCAUGGCGCUUCAAGCUAGAGCUCUGGUCACCUCUAAGUGGCUUGCGCAGGCUGUGCAGGUUCAGGGGAAAAUGCGCAUUUUGGACACUUCUUGGUAUUUGCCCAAACUGCGCCGAAACGCCAAGAGCGAGUUCAAAAAGAGGCACAUACCAGGCGCGGCUUUCUUUGACAUAGAUCAAUGCUGUGAUAAAACUUCCCCUCUGGACCACAUGCUGCCAACAGAGAAGAUUUUCGCGGAUUACGUCGGGCAUUUGGGAAUAGACGGCGACACGCACGUCGUGGUGUAUGAUGGCAGCGAGUUCGGCGCGUUCUCGGCGCCCCGAGUGUGGUGGAUGUUCCGGGUGUUCGGGCACAGUGCGGUCUCUUUGCUCAACGGGGGGCUCAGGAACUGGGAGCUGGAGGGUCGACCGCUGACCGACCAGCAUGUCAGACAAACAGCGACCGAGUUCAAGGCCUCUCUGAACCGCUCGUGGAUAAAGAACUACGAGGACAUCCUGGAUAACCUGGACACCCAGAAGUUCCAGGUGGUGGAUGCCAGGCCCACGGGCAGGUUCAGAGGACUGGACCCUGAACCCCGAGACAACACAGAACCAGGCCACAUCCCCGGCUCCAUCAGCGUCCCCUUCCACUCCUUCUUGUCCUCUUCAGGUCACUUUCUGCCCAAGGAGCAGCUCCAGGGACUCUUCUGCCGGGCCGGCGUGGACCUCAGCCGCCCUAUCUGCGUCUUGUGUGGCUCUGCUGUAACUGCGUGCCACGUGACGUUGGCGGCCCACGAGUGUGGCCACCCAGGAGUGUCGGUGUAUGACGGAGGGUGGUCGGAGUGGUACACCCGUGCAGUGCCCGAACACGUCAUAUCGGAAGGCAGAGGGAAACAUCUGUAACUGGAUCAAACUGGGGCUGGAUCACAAGAAACUCUUUACUUGUUGUUGGGGAAAGCAUGCUAAAAUUUAAAGGAGUUUGCCAUUUUGGAUCUUGUGUCUUCAUGCUAUGAGGCUACAGACAGUAAUGGGUUAGAUUAACUUUAACAUAAAGACUGGAAACAGGAGGACACACGGACUCUUUCUCAGCCAGAUGUUUAAGACUAGGCCCAUCAGCACCUCUGAAUUUUUCUAAUGUACACACACUAUAUGCUUUGUUUGAUCUGUGUAAACAGAAUUGUUAAACAAGUCCACGAUAUCUGCUUCCAGUCUAAGCUAAGCUAAGUGUCUGCUACCUGUGUCUUCAUAUUUAGCAUACCCAAUGACAACUCGUCCUUUAAUACAUUACCAAGGACACUAAGCAAGACUCAUUUAAUCAGUCUUGAAGCUGAAGAAGGUUUGUAUACAGCUAAUGUUUGAAUAAAACAGAUGUACUUUGA